AUGUCUUGUCAGUCUUCAGUCAGGAUUCAAAGAAGCGGCCGGAGUGGCUUCAGUGCUAACUCCGCCAUCAUCCCUGGCAUCGCCCGGUCAGGCUUCAGCUCUAUGUCUGUGUGCCGUUCCGGGGGCAGUGGUGGCUUUGGAAGGGCUUGUGGAGUCUCUGGGGGAGCUGGUUUUGGCAGCCGAAGCCUUUACAACCUAGGGGGGUCCAAGAGGAUCUCCAUCGCAGGGAGCAGAGGUGGAUUCCAGAGUGGAUAUGGUGGAAGAGUGGGAGGUGGAUUUGGUUACAGCAGUGGAGUCAGUGGUGGCUUUGGAUUUGGUGGUGGAGCUGGCUUUGGUGGAGGCUAUGGAGGAGCUGGGUUUCCUGUCUGCCCACCUGGUGGCAUCCAAGAAGUCACUAUCAACCAGAGUCUUCUGACUCCCCUCAACCUGCAAAUUGACCCCACUAUCCAGAGGGUGAGGACUGAAGAGAGGGAGCAGAUCAAGACCCUCAACAACAAGUUUGCUUCCUUCAUUGACAAGGUGCGAUUUCUUGAACAACAAAACAAAGUUUUGGAUACCAAAUGGACACUGCUCCAAGAGCAGGGCACCAAGACUGUGAAGCAAAAUUUGGAACCAUUGUUUGAGACCUAUAUUAGCCAACUCAGGGGACAACUGGACAAAAUCAUAAGUGAGAAAAGUUUUCUGGAUGCUGAGCUGAGAAACAUGCAAGAUCAAGUGGAGGACUCUAAGAACAAGUUUGAAGAUGAAAUUAACAAGCGCACAGCAGCAGAGAAUGAAUUUGUGACACUAAAGAAGGAUGUCGAUGCUGCCUACAUGAAUAAGGUUGAAUUGCAGGCCAACGCAGACUCUCUCCAAGAUGAGAUCAGCUUCCUCAAAGUCUUAUAUGAAGCAGAACUGUCCCAGAUGCAAACCCACAUCUCUGACACCUCUGUUAUUCUGUCCAUGGACAACAACCGCUCUCUGGAUCUGAAUAGCAUCAUUGCUGAAGUCAAGGCUCAGUAUGAAGAUAUUGCUCAGAGGAGCAGGGCUGAGGCUGAGUCCUGGUACCAGACCAAGUACGAGGAACUGCAGAUCACAGCUGGCCGCCAUGGGGAUGACCUCCGCAACACCAAGCACGAGAUCUCUGAAAUGAACAGAAUGAUCCAAAGGCUGAGAUCUGAGAUCGAUAACGUCAAGAAGCAGUGUGCUAACCUACAGAAUGCCAUUGCUGAAGCCGAGCAGAAGGGUGAGAUGGCCCUCAAGGAUGCCAGGACUAAAUUGGAAGAGCUGGAAGCUGCCCUGCAGAGGGCCAAACAGGACAUGGCCCGCCAGCUACGGGAAUACCAGGAGCUGAUGAACGUCAAACUGGCGCUGGACAUUGAGAUCGCCACCUACAGGAAGUUGCUGGAGGGAGAGGAAUGCAGACUGAGUGGAGAGGGUGUUGGACCAGUCAAUAUCUCUGUCGUGAGCUCCACAGUCUCCAGUGGGUACGGCAGUGGCAGCGGUAUCGGCUCUGGCAGUGGUUUUGGUGUGGGUGGAGGAAGUGGUUAUUCCUAUGGUAGUGGCGGCAGCUACAACAUGGGAGGAGGGCUCAGCGUUGGAGGUGGCUUCAGCAGCAGCAGUGGGAGAGGCAGCAGCACCAGUGUAAAGUACACCACGAGCACAUCUUCCAGCAGGAAGAGCUACAAGCACUAACGUGUCUACCAGAUCCUUGGCUCCGGAAUGCCUCAAGCUCUUUCUCCUGUUCCUAACCCUUAGCAUCAAGGGUGCUAUCCUUCUGGCUCCUGCAGAUGUUAGGGUUGGUUUCUAGACACCCACUCCCAACCUUUGGUCUUUUCUUGCACUCAGGGUUGGGUCCAAGAUUUUAAAUGCCACAUUUUCACCCACUGAAUUAUAUUAAUUGAGUGUGAACUUCCAAUAAUAAAAUUGUUGAGAAUAUCAGUGGGCAAGGUCACACAAGUUCUAGAUGACCCUCCUGUCUAGCUAUCAGAAUAUCCACCUAUUGUCUAUAAGUUUCUAAGUUUGAGGCCUUGGAAAAAUGCCUAAGUGGUCUUUUUAAGAACAGACACUCACUUAGGGCCUGAAAGAAGCAUUGCGUACUUGGCCCCUUUCAGCUGGCCAUCCCGAACUGCACAUCUCUAUGUGCUCAAAAAGAAGUGGUGCUGAUGUUUUCUUGCAGUGUCCCUGAAGGCAGAGGUGAUGAUAGAGGCAGAUAGAAUACUGAAACUGUAUCCCUGUGGCAUAUUUCUUUGGUCCCUUCCACCUCUUAUACU
Molecule: messenger RNA, 2252 nt
Organism: Dromiciops gliroides (monito del monte)
Lineage: Eukaryota; Metazoa; Chordata; Mammalia; Microbiotheria; Microbiotheriidae
Product: keratin, type II cytoskeletal 6A-like
Exons: 9
Coding region: 1-1674 (557 amino acids)
Biological process (GO): intermediate filament organization; keratinization
Cellular component (GO): keratin filament
Molecular function (GO): structural constituent of skin epidermis
Source: RefSeq, a predicted model, not a curated record